AAGUGAAAGCGAAUGCAUCGGGCCGAAAGCGGGUACGCGAAAGCACUCACCGCUAUCUGCAGUCUUGGAAGAUAAGGGCAAACAAAUUCCACGACGUGAGCUACUUCUCUACUCCACUCUUCUCGUCCACUCCUUCGGACAAGAACCUUCAGGAUGUCGCUGAAGACCGCCCAUUUGCAUCCAUUGUCAUUCCUCUACCCCGUGGGGAACACGCCAGCUGUCUGCUUCACGCAGACACUUCCUCCAGAUAAGAAUGCUUCGCUGCUCCUCCUUGGAUGUGGUGACGUUCGCAGCAUUCUGUUCACGGCAUACGCGGGGAUUGGACUAGGCGACCGUAAGCUGGACUACACUUGCUGCGACCUUGAGGCUGAGAUUAUUGCCCGCAACAUUCUGAUUCUUUCCCUGAUUCUCGACAACUCUAACGGCGACAACGACCGAUUAAUCUGGAACAUCUACUAUCAUGUCUUUGUUGACAAGGAGUCCUUGGAGCUGCUGCGGAAACAGUCUGGAAAGCUCUUGGGUCAUGCGGCCUCCGUUGACGAAUGGCAGAAUGGCCCCUAUGGAUCCACCAUUCGCUUCUGCGACACGAUCACCUUCGACCGAGUGCUCCGUUUGUGGAAGUUCUAUUCGAUUGACUCAACGCACAAGGAGGAAUAUAAGAAACAGCAGCAGAUGCUAAAGUUUCAAUGGAAGGCAGUACAAGCGCUCCGACGCGAGAAAAUUGGGGUUAAUGGAGUUGUACUGGACAACCUCCGUGCUACCUUUCCCGUUCGCACCCUGGAUGCCUUUAACAAUACCGUGGAGCAGUACAAAGCAUUCUGGCAGAGCGGUACUAUGAUCAAGGAUAAAAAAGUGCUGCGCACUAUGACUUUCGCCAACCCGAUGUUCGCCUGCUUGCGGAGCGGUCUAAUGCUGCACUACGGCAUCGAUCCGCUCGGAGGCUUUCACCUUGCGCCUGUAUAUGCGAGGCUCUCAGACGAGUCGUCUUUGAACUUCGGGAACAGCGCUGUUAAUGCCGCAAUGGGCCAAUUCUCGGCUUGGUCGAACGCUUUUCGAACAUCUCGUCACCAAAUAGCCCUUCGCUUCGUCAAUGCGGAUGCGAUCGCUUUCUGCAACGUUCUACAGCAUCACCGAGUACAUGGCGAGACUGCAACAGCAAACUGGUACCGCACCAACUCCGAAUACAGCGCCCUAGUCCUCGAUACCACGGACUAUGGAAACGAUGGACAAGCGCCGAUGUCCUUCCACGUCAUCGACACCUCGAAUUUGGUGGACCACAUUGGCAGCUUAAACAUUCUUGCGGCUUGUUCUCCCUUGCUCUUUAAGCAACCCACUUCGGUACUUCGAACCGAGAUGCUUCUUCCACGAGAGGCCAACAUCAUGGAGACGGCCGAGCUGCUCCUUUGUGGCGACCUACCCAGCACAGCUCUCCUCUUUGGUCUAAAGCCCAUUCAGUACUGGACCAAUGCGAACGCAACGUGGAGGGUGACCGACUACCUGCUGCAGUCAUCGGAUCCACAUGCUGAUGCCUUACGAAAAAUCAUGUCGAGAGAAGUCAUCUUAUGGAAGCCUUUGGAGAUUCCGGGUCUGCAUUACGACGCUCCAAAUCUGGCCAAGUUCCUGUACGGAAUCUACAUCGAGAUGUUCCAGGAUGAGAGCUGGGGGCGCAAGUUCUCGGUGUUGGGCAUGCAAAUGAGCCGCGUCGUUGAUAAGUUUAAGCAGUUCGACCUCUACACCCGCGCCAGUUUAUCAACCGUAUUGUGUACAAUCCGGCGGUCGGGGGUGGUCGAGUGGCCCAAGUUCAUCCUUACGUUCCUCGAUUUGGUUCUUAGCGACCAGGAACUCAACAUGGGCGCCCACUAUUUCCAGUCCCUGGUUGUUCAUGCGCAUAUUUUGGGCCUUUGCAACGUGCAGCAGUCUCCAUGGUUCAGUCCCACCUCUUUCCUGCAUGACCUGGCAAAAGGGCCGUUUCGCCGCUGGAAGGAUGUGCCGCCGGUCGUCUGCGUGACGCUUUCCGUGCCUCAUAGCGCACUGGCGCCAUUCCAGUCAAAAAACGUAGGAAGCCGAAUCUGCCAUCUCGGGCUACGGUCGUCAAUCACUCCCAAAGAGAACUUCUUCCCAGACAUCCAGCUUGGUUUCGGAACGGUCACGGAUAGCGGCACGGCAUUCACCAAUGACUACUCCAUUCGUAUAUCAGACGAUGAGAGGGGUUGGGAGGGUACGGAUCCGCUGCUCAUCUCAGCUCUUGUUCCCGUCGCCUUUCUCGUAGAGUAUGGAGACCCUGCGUGCAAUGUCCUCUUUGCGCUCAAGAGUACACUGACGACGACUAUGUUCGUUCCUUCCCUUGGUCUGGAUCUUGUGCUUCACAAGUCUACAGUUGGGCAGACCGAUGUCUUUGUCACCAAGCAUCGACCGAAUAUGGGUGGUAAUAUCUCCAUCGAUUGCGCCAUGGUGCCCAAGGAGACAACCGGCGAGGCCCUCGCCGUCCAGGUACGCCCUUCCUUCAACGACGCUGCGACCAAAAUCAUGGCUCUGCAAGCCCACUACGACCUUCUCUCAACCGAUCUUAAAACAUGCUUGCGUGAUGGAGCAACUAUCGAGUUCGUGCUUCCAGAGCCUUUCAUUCUCGUUCUCAAGAUCGGUGGCCGGGUCGUGCACAAGAUGGAACUGUCAUUACCAUUGAACGAAGAAAAGGGGAAAGGCAAGAUUGCGCGAAAGUCGUCUUGGGUCGAAUACUCUGCUCCUCUGGUUGGGCUAAAUGGCUUGGCUGCUCGACCUGAUAUGAUGUUUCCCAUUCACAUGGAUAGCAGCGGAGCCUUGCUCGAUCACCUUCACUACCUUACGCCAAACGUCCUUCCAACUUUGCAAAUUGGCAAGGUCAGUCGACAUGCCGACUGGCUCGUUGCACAUAUUUCGCCACUCACGACGAUGUCCCAUUCCGAGACAAUGGUGUACAAUAACUGCAUGGCUUUGAAGCUCUCAAAUAAGCCCGGACGUCUCGGGCUCAAAGAAUCCCUCUGCAGCAUUUUCAUGCACGUUCUUGGACUUCAAGGCCUUGUGCAGACCACCGUGUUUAGACUUCAUGGCCAGUCGCGGGACAUUGCACACUUCUAUGUCGAUAACCUUCGUAUGGAUCUCCACAACCAAACGGUCUUCUUGGAUGCUGCCCUCGUACCACUCUCGUCGGAUAUACUUGCGGGCUUCAAUGAGGGGUCCAAAAAACUCGACAAUCACACAGCUGCCGUCAUCAAGUUGGAUGAUGACGAGGUACCCUUCUGGAAGCAUCUGAUCCCUGCCUCUGCCGAGCGCUGUCGCCAAUGGAAGCAUAAGGCCACCUGCGAGUAUGGGUCUGAAGGCAAAAUGCCCCUCUCUACAGAUCUGGACAAGCCGUUCGUAUGCAGCUGUGGACUCGGAGUCUUUCCCCAAGGAUACCUCAAAGGCAUGAAGAAUUUCCACCGCGUGGCCAAGUACGCCAUCCGCGUGGCAAUUCCAGUCGUCUUCUCUUCGCCCAUCAGCCCAGAUGAGGCGCCCAACGCUCCGCGUCCCUCGCCCUCUAACCCGCCGAAGGCUCCUCACAAGGCACAUGGGAAAAGCCGCGCGGUUCCGCGUAUUGCCGAUUUGGAUGCGAAGAAGAACGCUUGCUUCGAGUGCGGUGCGAAGAAGGCUAAGAAUGGGGCAGCGUUGAUGAAGUGUGCGAGGUGCAAGUUUGCGCAGUACUGCUCUGCUGAAUGCCAAAAGGCGAAUUGGGUUGAGGAGCACAGGAUCAUCUGCAAGCAGUUGCUAGAUUUAAGCAAGGGCGACUAGAAGCUUAGAGUCUCUGCGUUAGGCCCUAUCCCUCCAUCCACCACUAGCCCUUCUACAUGGGGCACAAGUCCAUACAGUGUGGUACCACUCCUGGUAGUAGUUAUACGCCUAUUCCCAUUCGUUGAUAUGUCCCGUAGAGUAGUGGAACAUCCCACCCUGUCUCGAC
Trematosphaeria pertusa is the source of this 3970-nucleotide messenger RNA. RefSeq lists its product as uncharacterized. Gene Ontology annotation, cellular component: nucleus. Gene Ontology annotation, biological process: regulation of transcription by RNA polymerase II. The record is from RefSeq and is a predicted model, not a curated record. Lineage: Eukaryota; Fungi; Ascomycota; Dothideomycetes; Pleosporales; Trematosphaeriaceae. Bases 154 to 3804 code for a protein of 1216 amino acids. The transcript is spliced from 5 exons. Gene Ontology annotation, molecular function: DNA-binding transcription factor activity, RNA polymerase II-specific.